AUGUCACAAUACUACGGCGCACCGCCGAACCAGGGGUACACUCCGACCGGUGCUCAGAACCUCCAGUUUUACUCGUCCAACUAUGCACAACCAGUCUCGGGCCAUGCGACGCCAUCACAAGCAUCCUACGGCUACGGCGCGCCCUCGUCGGGAGCCUACGGCGCAUCCGCCUCCUUUAAUUCCGGCUUUGGAGACCCAGCAGACGUGUCCGGGCGCAUGGGCGAGCAGGGCGGUCUCCAGACGGGUUGGCUCGCCGCCUUCUCAACAGAGGGUUACCCCGGCGAGCCACCGCUGCUAGAAGAGCUAGGCGUGAACGUGGGACAUAUCGGAACAAAGACCCUCGCCGUCCUCAACCCCUUCAGCCGCAUCGACCAGCACCUCAUGGAUGACAGCGACCUCGCCGGCCCGCUCUUCUUCUUCCUCCUCUACGGCACCUUCCUCCUCCUCUCGGGGCGCGUACACUUCGGGUACAUCUACGGGCUGGCCGUGCUCGGCUCGGUGCUCCUCCACGGCAUCCUGUCCCUCAUGGCGCCCAGCCAACACCUCGACCCCACCACCGGCGGCCCCCCCAACCCCACCGCCCCCUCCUACAGCAGCAGCGCCUCCAACCCCUCUCCCCACGCCCCCGGCACCACCACCAGCGGCGGCAGCAACCUGACCUUCGCGCGCUCGGCCUCCGUGCUCGGGUACUGCCUGCUCCCGCUGGUCAGCACCAGCCUGGUGGGGAUCUUCAUGCCGAUGGACAAGCCGGCGGGGAUCACGCUGACCAGCGCCGCCAUCAUGUGGUGCACGUGGAGCGCGAGCGGCAUCUUCUGCGCCGUCGGCGGCAUGCGUGGUAUGCGUGCCCUGGUCGCUUACCCGCUGGCGCUGUUCUAUGUCGGGUUCGGCAUCAUUGCCGUGUUUAGUAGCCGCGGCAGUGGGUCGUUUGUGAAGGUGGCCGCGGCGGGUGGGGGGGCCGUUGGGGGUGGUGGUGGUGUUGGGGGGAUUUAG
Chaetomium globosum CBS 148.51 is the source of this 990-nucleotide messenger RNA. RefSeq lists its product as uncharacterized. Gene Ontology annotation, biological process: endoplasmic reticulum to Golgi vesicle-mediated transport; vesicle fusion with Golgi apparatus. Gene Ontology annotation, cellular component: trans-Golgi network; membrane. The record is from RefSeq and is a predicted model, not a curated record. The transcript is spliced from 2 exons. Bases 1 to 990 code for a protein of 329 amino acids. NCBI's taxonomy places the organism in Eukaryota, Fungi, Ascomycota, Sordariomycetes, Sordariales, Chaetomiaceae.